Penaeus chinensis is the source of this 2592-nucleotide messenger RNA. It is a transcript of the gene homer, whose product is annotated as homer protein homolog 2-like. Bases 105 to 1460 code for a protein of 451 amino acids. Gene Ontology annotation, cellular component: plasma membrane; cytoplasm; dendrite. Lineage: Eukaryota; Metazoa; Arthropoda; Malacostraca; Decapoda; Penaeidae. Gene Ontology annotation, biological process: regulation of store-operated calcium entry; G protein-coupled glutamate receptor signaling pathway. The record is from RefSeq and is a predicted model, not a curated record. Gene Ontology annotation, molecular function: G protein-coupled glutamate receptor binding. The transcript is spliced from 9 exons.
UGCAAUAAUCAUUACGUCGAGUCUUCGUCCUUAUGAGUGCUGGGAGUCGUUGGUUCUCAAAAGUGUAAAAUUAUAAGAAAUUUUCCCAAGAGUUGCUGGCGUAAAUGACCAUUGAAAACGUGAACAUGGGGGAGCAGCCCAUAUUUUCGUGCAAGGCGCACGUGUUCCACAUCGACCCCAAGACAAAGAGAUCGUGGAUCCCGGCGUCGUCCUCUGCCGUCUCCGUCUCCUUCUUUUAUGACUCCACCAGACAGCUCUACCGCAUCAUCUCCGUCGAGGGGACCAAGGCGGUGAUCAACAGCACCAUCACACCUAACAUGAUGUUCACCAAAACCUCACAGAAGUUCGGCCAGUGGUCCGACAUGCGCGCCAACACUGUGUAUGGCCUUGGCUUCUCCACAGAGGCUGAGCUCAACAAGUUCAUCGAAAAGUUCCAGGAGGUGAAGGAGGCAACGCGCUCCAGCAAGAGCAACGGCACAAUCAGUGGAGGUGGUGGUGGCGGAGGUGGAGGUGGUGGGGGGGGCGUGGGUGCAGGGGGUGGGGCAGGGGGCGCUGUGUCGUCCUCAUCAGGCCCGGCCUCCGCCACGGCGUCUCCGCUCACCUCGCGCGCCAAGAUCCAGGACCCGACGGCCUCAGACAUCAAUGCCGUCACGUCGGGUCUGGACCACCUAGCCCUGGCCAACUCUAAUGACAUAAAUGCCACGCUGCUCAAAUCGUCUCUUGUUGCUCACCAGCGCUCUCAGAGCCUCUCAGCAGGACUCCAGCCUGCAGGGGAGAGCCCCAAGCACAAGCAGGCUGGCGCCGGAGGUGGCGGUGGCGGUGGAGGCGGAGGCGGGAGUGACAAGGGUGGACCCGCAGGUGCAGGAGCCAAUGUCGACACACAGGUGCAGCUCAAGUAUGAAAAUGACAGGCUCAAGCUGGCCCUCGCUCAAAGUUCUGCCAACGCCAAGAAGUGGGAGAUCGAGCUGAACUCGCUGAAGACGACAAAUGCGCGGCUCACAUCAGCGCUGCAGGAAUCCACAGCCAACGUGGAAGAGUGGAAGAAGCAGUUGCAGACCUACAAGGAGGAGAACAGCAGGAUGAAGACGCGCAUACAUGAGCUGGAGGCUGGAGGCAGGACAGGGGUAGGAGACUCAGACGAAUUGGUGAAGGAGGUUGGUGCACUACGAGCUCGCCUGGAGGGUAUGGACGAUGAGAUCCGUUCUCGGGAGGCCACCAUCGAAGACCUAGAGAAACAGAUCCAGCGCAUGCGUGCAGAUGACCAGAAAAUCCAGCACCUUGCAGAAGAAAAUGAGCAGCUUCGCAUGGAGACCUCCCGAGCACAGUCACAAUUGGAGGUUGCCAUGGCAACGCAGGACAGCCAACGUGGCGUGGUGGAGAGUGUGAACAUGCAGCUUGGAGACAGGAUCAAGGACCUUCUGGCCCUCCACCAUGAACUGAACCACCUGCUCACCACCUGAGGGGGGUCAGGUCGGGGGCCGCCUCCUCCCCCCGCUUCCCAACGCUCCAAUGCGGCCGCAGGCCAGAGAAAGACCAUUCGCCUUCAGGCCGUCUGGCACGUUUGAAGCGUGGGCGCGGGGAAUCCCAAACACGGCUGCUUCUGACCUGGGAACACGCUAGUCUUUUACUAUUCUCAUCUGUGAACCCCCACCCCUCCCACACCCCUCCCCAUUCAUCACCUGACAGAGUUCCUCUCUUGGCCCUCAGCCCACCACUCCCCACCCACCACCCACCAAGCUACAACGUAAUCCCCUUGUUAUAUGAAUGAAAUCUCCCCUUUCCCUCUCACCCCCUUCCCCCUCCCUUAUUGCCUUGUUUACCAGACCCCACACCCCCUCCCGCUUAACCAACUUAUGCUCAUAUUAUUCACCAGCUGCUGCUGUUGCUGCUGCUGCUUGUUUUAUCAGCUUUUCUUUCCCAUUGCUUGUCUUUUGAUCUCUUUGAUUCCUAAUUUCUCCUUACAAAAAGAAAUAUUUCUUUGGAUGUCAUGAUGCAUUAAUUUCGAAAGUAACAUCCCCCAUCCGCCCACCACCACCCCAACCCACGGGUUCCAAGGACCACAAGCUUCAUUGCAGCUGAAGCGGUCAGCCUCAUAGAUGGACCCGCAUCACAGGUUCUACCAGUUAUUUCUCUGCUCUCCCUCCUGCCACUCGCCCCUCUCCCUGUCAACUUGCUCUCCAUGUUGUUCCAUCAGUCUUGAUGGCGACUUGCUAUUCCCCUUCUAUUUACAAGCCUGAACUACCCAGUUUCUCCCUCUCACUUUUGGCUUGUCAAAUUACCCUGUUUUAUGGACUUCUUUACAUCUUUUUGUGUCUUGAGCCUUUUUGUGCUUCUGUUUGGGGUACACCCUUUAGCCCCACCAUAGGCAGAAGCAAGAAGAAAAACAAAGUUAAUAAUGAAAGCAUAUUGUGGUCUCUUGUGCAGGAAGUCUCAAUAAGGUAUUCCAGUUUAGGUGACGGUCACUGACAGAACAAAGCAUCUCUCUUUGAUUAUCUAUAGAUGAAAGAUAGUGUUAAAAGAAAGGGACUUAUUUAUUCAUAUGUGUGUGUGUGUGUGUGUGUGUGUGUGUGUGUGUGUGUGUGUGUGUGUGUG